UGCCUCUCAGAUGCUGGCUCUGUGCUUUUACCAUCUCUAAUCCUUAUUAGACAUGGACAUCUAGAAAAUAUUAACACCCCCUUUAUUCGAAGAUGGCCUUUUUGCGGCCGCAGCCGACCGAGGCCGCUUUUUCCACUUCCAGCAACGGAUCGUCCAGCGCUCAAUAUACGCCGGUGUCUGAUGGAUCGGAAGAAGAACAUGUCCCAUCCAGUGGGCGUCGUCCACCACCUGGCUCGUUGAAGCUCCAGACAGACCUCGAUCUUGAUGAGGACUUUUUUUCCGAUGCUGGUAGCGACCCGGGCUACGAGUCUUAUGGUGAUGCGCCGCGCGACUCUGAGCAGUCCAGCCUCCCUAAAUACUCGAUGGCCGAGGAGAGGGAGGUUGUGAAGAAAUUUGAUCGCAAGCUUAUCCCGUUCUUAGCGCUGCUUUACAUGCUUUCGUUCCUAGAUCGAUCUAAUAUCGGAAAUGCAAAGAUUGCAGGACUUAUGGAAGAUUUGAAGCUAACUUCUUCUCAAUAUGAGUGGCUUCUCACUGCGUUUUACAUCACCUACAUUCUGUUCGAAUGGAUGACGCUUAUGUACCGCGUUGUCCCACCACACAUCUACAUCGCACUCUGCGUAUGUGGUUGGGGCCUCGUGGCGACCUUUCAGUCUUUGGCUACUUCGUUUGGUGUCCUCGUCUUUCUGAGAGCUCUACUUGGAAUCACCGAAGCGGCAUUUGGGCCCGGUGUGCCAUUCUAUCUAUCACUCUUCUACAAACGCGAAGAGCUGGCCUUUCGAAACGGACUCUUCAUUUCUGCAGCUCCCUUGGCCUCGUCGUUCGCGAGUAGUCUAGCAUGGGUGAUCGUCAAGCUGAGCAGCAAUGGCCCGAUCGCUCCCUGGCGCACCUUGUUUCUGGUCGAGGGGUUUCCUAGCGUUGUUGUGGCUGUUUUCGCCUGGUUGCUGAUCCCCGAUUCCCCUGGGAGUGCCAGGUUCUUGAAUCCGCGCCAGAGAACCGUGGCUAAAUUGCGAAUGGGCGAGAAUAAAACGGACUUUUCUGGAUCGCAUCAAAAUAAAUUCGAUUGGAGGGAAGUGGGAAAGACCCUAGCCGAUCCAAAGUCUUAUAUUGCAGCUUUCAUGUUCUUCAGCUGCAAUGUAGCAUUCAGUUCAAUGCCUGUAUUCCUUCCUACAAUUAUAGAAGACAUGGGCUAUUCCUCCCUCACCUCACAAGCCCUCUCCGCACCACCCUACCUCCUCGCCUUCAUAGUCGUUCUCAUAACCGCCUACAUCUCCGACCGCAACCGCUCCCGCAGCACCUACCUAAUCCUGCACGCCGUGAUCUCGUCAACCGCAUACCUAAUCAUCGCCCUGACGGGCCACUUCCACACACACCUCCCGACGCCCGCGCACGUCCUCAUCCGCUACCUCUGCGUCUACCCGGCCACGGCGGGCUUCUUCUCCGCCAUCACGCUGAUCAUGACCUGGACCAUGGACAACCGCGUCGCCAAGGAAGGCAAGGGCGCCAGCAUCGCCGUCCUCAAUGUCAUUGGCCAGUGCGGGCCCCUGCUCGGCACACGGCUGUAUCCCGCGAGUGAUCGCCCGUGGUACGUGCGUGGCAUGGCCACCUGUUCGUUUUUCAUGAUGGUGGUGGCGGGCUUGGCGUUGUUGUUGCGCGUGUUGCUGCAGAGGGCGAAUCGCAGGGUGCAGCGGAAAGGGGAGGAGGAUACGUUUGAAAUGCAGGGCGGUGGACACGCUGCUUUUGCAUCUGCUGGUGCUGCGGCGGAGGAGAGUGAGGUGUUGAUGGGGGAUCGUGCGAGUCGAAGGGGCGUUACUUUGAGGUAUAAUGUGGAGGAGCGAUUUACGUAUAUUGUAUAGAUCUUACCUCAGGUUCUCCUUUUUGGAUUUGCUACGUUAUUUGGGGAUCAUUGAUUGGAUAUCAAGGUCAUAGCGGUUAGUAUUAUUAUAAGUUCUAUGGUUGAAACCAGAAUGAACAUGAAAAACGGUAAGAAAUAGACAUCAAGGUUAUGCCGAACGAAUGAAAUAAAUAAAUCCAGAGACUAGGUCCAGUCUAGUCUCACCCAUUAAGAAUUGAUAUUGAUGCGCUUCAACUAACCGAUUCAUCAUGCAGAAGGGAAGUAACAAAAGAUAUCCAGAAUCAAAACUCAAAAGCAAACCCAGGGGCAUCAAUCAACAAAAAGAAUUCGAGAAAUGAGAAAAAAUAAGAAAAUGAAGGAGGUGCGAAAGGUGUACGUAUGAUACAUCGAGAAGGCGACUAAUGUUCUCUCCUUUUUUUUCCCAGCCUUGUCGACUAUGCAAAUGUUCUUCGGGUAUCCUCCAACUUCCGUGCGCGGGCUAUACAAAAUUCAGGUUUGAUUUUCUUCUCUUUUGGCGUUAUCCCAGUUCCCUUUGUCUAUCCGUAAAUCCAGUCGUUUGUUUGGUCUGUCUUUUCAAGUUACUCCCUUCGAGGGUUGCGUAACAUGGAUCUUGAGUCUUUUGUUCGGCAUAUUUACCACGCGGUGUGACCUCCAUCGAUGACCAUGGUGCUUCCGGUCAUGAAGCUGCUGGCGUCACUCAUACUGAAGAGGGCAGCACCGCGGAACUCCUCGGGAUAGGCCAGACGACCGAGCAUGUUCUCGGCUUCCCAGACGGCCCGGGCGGCGGGGUUCUGCUGGAACACUUGCUCGACCAUGGGCGUGAUGAUGUGACCGGGGCAAAGGUUGUUGACCCGAAUACCGUGGCGGCCCCAUUCCAUGGCCAAGCUGCGAGACAGCUGGAUCACGGCGGCCUUGGAGGAGUUGUAGACGGGCGAGGUCAUGCCCUUGUUGGCAAUCAGUCCGCUCAUGCUCGCGAUCAGGAGGAUGGAUCCCUUCUGCUGGUAGUUGAACAUUUGUCGCGCAGCGGCGGUGGCGGAGUUGAAAACCCCGUUGUAGUUGAUUUGCAUGACUUCGUUCAUAGCAACCUGGGAGUGUUCAAGGGCACUCUGAAGGUGGUUGAUUCCGGCGGCGGCGAUCAGGCCAUCCAACCGCUUGUUCUGGCCGGCAAUCUCGGCAAAGGCCUCGUUGACCUCUGCGUCGUUACGAACAUCAAUCUGGUGAUAUUCAAUGCUGCCACCGUACUCCUUCUCGGCGUGCUCUUUCGCUUUCAGAAAGUCGGGGUGAGGGUUGUCCAGACGGUCCAGACAGUGUACUGGAUUCAAGAUCUGGUAAGCUUUCGAGUUCAGAGGAAAUCGACGACGGAUAGGCACACAUACCUUUAGCGCCCGCUUCCAUCAGAGCCUCUCCCAUGGCCAGUCCAAGUCCUCGGCCACCACCAGUGAUGGCGUAGACGCGGUCUGCCAAGUCAAACUCCUUGAACCGGGGACCAUUGUUGCCUCCCUGCGGUAUCGAGGACAUCCGGGUCUGGAUGUGGUUGGCGCUAUGUGUACUAGAGAACGCUACCCGUGAGAGAGGGAGGGGUCUAGAAGAGGGCUGGAAUGAUCGUGCCGUUUGGAGCAGCGAUCGGGACAUGGUGGAAGGCAUUGUUGUGAAGAAGAGGAAAAGAAGAUAUCCCAAAAAAAAAAUUAAGUAUUAAGAGAUAGGCAGUCGUAGGGUCCAGACGGCAAAAAGAAAGUAGCAAGCAAGUUUUUCUAGACACGCAAUGAGAAAUGGGACCGCGAUACGAAUUGAGCAGAAGACGAUUGCUCUGUCUCUCCUUCGGAGGAGCUGGGGUUUAUAGAUCUGGGAGGAGCCAGACCAGGGCAAAGUAAAAGUAGCCGGCCGAAAGCGAAAAUCAACUUCCGUUGCACGAAGGAGCCGAAACAAGCAUAGCAAGGAAAAAACAGAAUGACCGCGUGAUUACCUCGAUGGGUCCGCCAUCGGGAUCCAGAACUGCUUGCUUUGGCGGUGAUUUCAACGACCCAGACCAAUUCAUCGCCCGGGAGCAUCUACGGUACAUGGGGGCAUGGGGCUAGCCCAUGCAUCAAGCUAUGCCCCAUAAAAAGCUUGCCACCGAGGGAGGGGGAAAGACAGCCAUGGACGAGCAUUGGAUACGAAGCGUACUGCAAUGGUAGGGAGAAUUGGGUCCAUGAAGCCAUCGUGACCUUUCGCGGUAGUAGGACCGCUGAGAACGGUAAGCGACCUUGAUCAUUUGAUCGAGGGAUGACGAUCAUUCAUUCGUGGAAUGCCCCACCGAAACGGCAUUCCCGAGUAUGGAGGGCCGAGAAGCUGGGUCAGAUUCAGAUUUGGCGGAACGUGUCCCCGACGAUAGUAGCGGUCAAAGGGGUGGAAGGGAGAAAAGGAAAAAAGAAAA
Molecule: messenger RNA, 4265 nt
Organism: Aspergillus melleus
Lineage: Eukaryota; Fungi; Ascomycota; Eurotiomycetes; Eurotiales; Aspergillaceae
Product: putative MFS transporter
Exons: 4
Coding region: 93-1853 (586 amino acids)
Biological process (GO): transmembrane transport
Cellular component (GO): membrane
Molecular function (GO): transmembrane transporter activity
Source: RefSeq, a predicted model, not a curated record